Messenger RNA from Melanaphis sacchari, 1416 nucleotides. Its product is annotated as androgen-induced gene 1 protein-like. The record is from RefSeq and is a predicted model, not a curated record. Bases 333 to 1058 code for a protein of 241 amino acids. Gene Ontology annotation, cellular component: membrane; endomembrane system. NCBI's taxonomy places the organism in Eukaryota, Metazoa, Arthropoda, Insecta, Hemiptera, Aphididae. The transcript is spliced from 4 exons.
AGGCGUUUGCGAGUUGCGACGGUCAUUUACUGUUUAGUGAUCAUUCGACCGUCUGUGGGGUGUGAUCGUUUCGUCGUUAUCCCGUUUUAACGAUUCUCUCUCGAAUUUCUGUGUAUGUUAUUCCGAUUGAUGUUACACGUCGUCGCGGCCCAAAUUAUCGUUACCUACCGCUGACUCCGCGCCCUGUGUGCGGGCGUGAAUUUCGUUCUGCUCGUAACGAUAUAAUAAAUAUUGUUGACAUCUACAUUAAAUCGCAUUAUAUACACGCAACGCUCAGACCCGUCUCCGGUUAUUUUUGUCCGUAUAUCCGAUUAAACACCCAAAACACCGUCAUGAGUCUGACGUCGUAUUUAACGGUAGCCAACAUCGCCGUGCACGUGCUUGGCAGUAUCACGUUCGUCUUCUCCGUAUACUAUAAUUACGUUCACGUCAACAUACCCACGCACGUGAAUCCCAUCGACGACGCGUUCGGCGGCAAAUUCAAAUACCUCACGUUUUUGGAUGGAUGUUUUCAAGCAUUGUUUUUCCUAUAUGCUUUGAUUGUGGACGUUUUUCCGUUGAUUUUCCCUUCUAAAUCAUCGGUCUUGGAAACAUUAGCUCAAGUGAAAUACUUUUUCUUCGCCAGCAUUGCUUUUCCAUUAAGUAUGUUUGUGUCUACGACUUUUUGGAGCCUAUGGUUUAUCGACCGCAAUUUGGUGAUGCCUAAAGACAUAGACUUAUAUUUUCCAAUUUGGCUGAACCACACAAUGCAUACGUUUGUAUUCGUAUUCACCUGCUUGGAAAUGGUCACCGCUUACCGCCCAUAUCCAUCCCGUAUUUCCGGAAUGACUACACAUAUUUGUCUGCAGUUAUCUUAUUUAAUAUGGAUUCAUAUUGUGUAUAGUCAGUGCCAUAUGUGGGUAUAUCCAAUUCUUACUCAGUUGAACCUGCCAUUGAGAUGCCUUUUCUUCUUGGGUACAUUUGUGUACACAUCAGUCUUGUACAUAGUUGGCGAAUAUUUCAACAAGUUUGUCUGGGGCUAUCAACCUCAAAAGGUACAAAACCAGUACGAUCCUUAGACAAGAAGUUGAAAAGCUCUCUUAAUACUAAUUAUUAUUAUUAUUAUUAUUAUUUUUGUAAUUUGUAAUAAUUACCAUGAUUGAUUUUUGAUGAAUAUUCGAUAAAAAAAGUUGAUCUUUCGAUUUAAGACUGUACAACAAUGGAUCAUCAGACAAAAUUUUAUAAGAUAAUGUGAUUAUUAUUUUGUAUGGACGUGUGAAAUAUUUUAUUUUUAUUACCUACUAUAUUGCUAUUGUCUUUUAGUAUUAAUCUUUUUAUUAUUUCUGUGUGUGUACACGCGCUUGUGUACUUUUGUGCGUGCGUGUAUGUGUUUAUAAUAUAUUGGAUAUAAAAUAAUAUUACUAUAUUACAUUUAAA